This is a messenger RNA of Pungitius pungitius (ninespine stickleback), 2993 nucleotides long. RefSeq names its product neuroligin 3b (gene nlgn3b). The record is from RefSeq and is a predicted model, not a curated record. Gene Ontology annotation, cellular component: postsynaptic specialization membrane; plasma membrane; cell surface. NCBI's taxonomy places the organism in Eukaryota, Metazoa, Chordata, Actinopteri, Perciformes, Gasterosteidae. Gene Ontology annotation, biological process: postsynaptic membrane assembly; synaptic vesicle endocytosis; chemical synaptic transmission. Gene Ontology annotation, molecular function: signaling receptor activity; neurexin family protein binding. Bases 493 to 2955 code for a protein of 820 amino acids. The transcript is spliced from 7 exons.
GGUUGUUGGAGGGUGAACGUAAUGCACUGGCGUAACCCGGUGGUUGCCUAGUAACGCGCUGGCAGUGGGCGCCGUAGAGAGAUCUCUAUGGUGGGCGCCCCGUUAAAAUCGUUGGCGCUCCUGACCUUGGCGUCGUGUAUGCGCAAACCACACGGACCGUGCGAAGCAGGAGAUAAGAGUGAAGAUCCGUGCGUUUGAUACCGAAACUGGGGAAAUACGGUCACACUCAGCGUCCCCAUUGUCUCACAGCGAAAGCGACGGGCAUGGUAUGGAGGAAAUCUCGAGAUGGAGCGCGUAGCAGCCUCAGUAAAAGCAGAUUUGUGUUUACUGCAAUGAAAAGCGGAAGUGGGGGCGGUCCAUACCUGGCUGUCGUGUAUUUGGAUUCGAUAAGCGCCGCAGCUGAAGGAACAGUGAGUGAUGUCUGCUUGAGAGGGUCAUUGCAGAGGGACUGAGCGGAGACUACAUUGUGCAUUUGUGCUGUGCGAAGGCAUCAUGUGGCUCGCUACAUUUAGAGACCAUCUGUUGCCUGCACACCUGCUACAUCAUCAAGGGACUGUAACCGUCACCCACUGCGCUCUUCUUUGGUGGAUUUUAUGCUCCUGCUGGUCAUUCACCAAAUCAACAGGCCAGAAAUUCUAUCCGACCGUGACGACCCAAUUUGGGAAGCUGCGAGGCCUCAGGGUUCCUGUUCCCAGCGAGGUGCUCCGGCCCGUUGACCAGUACCUGGGGGUCCCCUACGCUGCCCCGCCCGUGGGGGAGAAACGCUUCAUGCCCCCCGACCAGCCCUCCUCUUGGUCGGGUAUCAAGAAUGCUACCCACUUCAUGCCUGUGUGCCCCCAGAACAUCCACAACACCGUACCAGAGAUCAUGAUGCCCAUAUGGUUCACCUAUAACCUGGACACAGUAGCCACGUACAUUCAGGAUCAGAGCGAGGACUGUUUGUAUCUAAACAUCUACGCUCCUACAGAUGAUGGGAGCCAACACAAGAAAAAAGGGGCGGCUUUCUCACAUGCUGAGACUCAUAUAUCUGAAGAUAUAAGGGACUCUGAAGCUCGACCUGUGAUGGUUUACAUCCAUGGAGGUUCUUAUAUGGAAGGAACCGGAAACAUGAUGGACGGCAGCGUGCUGGCCAGCUAUGGGAACGUUGUUGUCGUCACGCUCAACUACAGGAUCGGAAUAUUAGGCUUCCUCAGUACUGGCGAUCAGGCAGCAAAAGGAAACUAUGGGCUCCUGGACCAGAUUCAAGCUCUCCGUUGGAUCAGUAAGAACAUUGGUUACUUUGGAGGAGACCCGGGUCGCAUCACAGUUUUUGGAUCUGGAAUCGGUGCUUCCUGUGUCAGCCUGCUAACUCUCUCCCACCACUCAGAAGGUUUGUUCCACAGGGCCAUCAUCCAAAGCGGCUCAGCCCUGUCCAGCUGGGCUGUCAACUACCAACCAGUCAAGUACACUCGCAUGCUGGCCGAGAGGGUCGGCUGCAACGUGCUGGACACUGUUGACAUGGUCUCCUGCCUGCAGAAGAAGAGUGCGAGAGAGCUAGUGGAGCAAGACAUCCAGCCUGCCCGAUACCGCGUGGCUUUCGGCCCUGUCAUUGACGGAGAUGUCAUCCCGGAUGACCCGGAAAUCCUGAUGGAGCAGGGCGAGUUCCUUAACUAUGACAUAAUGCUGGGUGUCAAUCAGGGAGAAGGGCUGCGCUUUGUGGAGAACGUGAUGGAUCUGGAAGACGGCGUGUCUGGCAACGACUUUGACUUUGCAGUGUCAGACUUUGUGGACAGUCUGUACGGCUACCCGGAAGGGAAGGACACACUGAGGGAGACAAUUAAAUUUAUGUACACAGACUGGGCCGACAAGGACAACCCGGAAACCAGGAGGAAGACCUUGGUGGCCCUCUUCACCGACCACCAGUGGGUGGAGCCCUCAGUGGUGACGGCUGACCUGCACGCCCGCUACGGCUCGCCUACGUACUUCUACGCCUUCUACCACCACUGCCAGAGCCUCAUGAAGCCGGUGUGGUCAGACUCCGCCCAUGGAGACGAGGUGCCUUAUGUGUUUGGCAUCCCCAUGGUGGGCCCGACUGACCUGUUCCCCUGUAACUUCUCCAGGAACGACAUCAUGCUCAGCGCCGUGGUGAUGACUUAUUGGACCAACUUUGCCAAGAGCGGGGAUCCUAACAAACCAGUGCCACAGGACACCAAGUUCAUCCACACCAAGGCCAAUCGCUUCGAGGAGGUGGCCUGGUCUAAGUACGAUCCCUUCGACCAGUUGUACUUGCACAUUGGCCUGAAGCCUCGAAUCCGUGACCACUACCGCGCCACAAAGGUGGCCUUCUGGAAACACCUCGUGCCCCAUCUCUACAACCUCCAUGACAUGUUCCACUACUCCUCCACCACCACCAAGGUCACCCCACUGGAUCCCACCCAGUCCAACGGUAAGAAGUCGGGCGGCACCGGUCGUACUCCUGUAUCAACAGACCACAACGACGGCGAAGGGGGGAGGGAGAUGGGCCCUCUGAUCAUGCCGAACCCGAGAGAUUACUCCACAGAGCUCAGCGUCACCAUUGCCGUGGGAGCGUCACUGCUCUUCCUCAACGUCCUGGCCUUCGCUGCCCUGUAUUACCGCAAGGACAAGCGCAGCCGACAGGACACGUCCCAGCAGCCCAGUCCCCAGCUUGACAGCAAGGGCAACAACGUGAGCCACACCACCAGUAUAGACGAGACCCUGUCCCAGCAACGGAGCCAGUGCGAAGCCCUUCACAAUCCUCUUCACGUCUCGCCCAGCAUGGACUACUCACUGAGCCAGCGCCGCUCCCCUGACGACAUCCCUCUGAUGAGCCCCAACAACAUCACCAUGAUCCCCAACUCCCUCAUGGGCCUCUCCAACAUGAGCCCAUACAGCACCUUCCCAGCUGGUUACAGCUCUGCAGGCCUGCCCAGCACCCACUCUACCACUCGGGUAUAGCCUGGGAGGGUUCGAGGGAAGGGAAGAUGGGGGCGGGG